Molecule: messenger RNA, 588 nt
Organism: Penicillium pulvis
Lineage: Eukaryota; Fungi; Ascomycota; Eurotiomycetes; Eurotiales; Aspergillaceae
Exons: 2
Coding region: 1-588 (195 amino acids)
Source: RefSeq, a predicted model, not a curated record
AUGACUGUGUCUCAGGAAGUUGCGUCGUGGAAUUCUCCCUCGCAUAUUCAAACCUCGCAACCACCGCAAAUUGGUGAUAAAGCACCAAAUUCCCGGCAUUUGAUGUUUCCAGCUGAUAAUGGAUAUCCAACCAUAUUAUCAUUCCUUCGGCACUGCGGGUGUCCAGUCGCUGAAGUAGCGUUCCUUGAAACGCGUACUGCGGCCGCUCAGCACCCAGAUAUCAACUUUGUCGCUGUAUCUCACAGUGAUCAGCAGUCAACUGAGAAGUGGCUGAGUGCUGUUGGUGGUGCCGGCUCUGUCACUGUUAUUGUUGAUGCCGACCGUGAGAUCUAUGCAAAGUGGGGGUUGGGUGUUGUCUCCUGGAGUCAUGUUCUCAGUCCAUCGGGAAUGCUAGCAGUCUUCAAGAUGGGGAAGGACAAGGGUAUCUGGAAUCGACCAACGGAAAGUGGCAGCAGAUGGCAGUCUAGUGGGUAUUUUGCAGUUGACGAGAGGGGCUACGUGCGAUGGGGAGGUCCUGCGGCCACGGUUGAUCAGGUGGUUGAUACUGCAGAGGCCAUUGAUGUUCUGCGAAGGUCGCGCCAGGAUUAA